Molecule: messenger RNA, 393 nt
Organism: Symbiodinium necroappetens
Lineage: Eukaryota; Dinophyceae; Suessiales; Symbiodiniaceae
Source: the annotation of a GenBank genome assembly
GUGCAAAGCCUAGCGCCGCUUCGCGCCACCUGCCGCCAGCCGGCGAGUGCUGGCGAGGAGGCCUUCCAGCUGAAGCUGCCUGCGAAGAGGCGCCAUCAGAUCCACAAGGUGGACAAAAUGCGAUCCGCAGAAGAAUGGGCAAAUCUGACAAAGGACAAAGAAGACUGCAAAUGGCAUUCGCCGAGCAAGCGUAGCUUCAUCCUCGACACUUCCAGCGAGUGGGUGCUCCACACCCCAACAGGAUCAAUCUUCGGCCUGAAGGAGCACCGAGGACAUCCUCUUCGCCACGUGGCCAGACUGCGGCUUUUGAAUCCGCGCGGCUGGUACAACAAGCUUUCCCACAGAGGCUGGCAUCGGGUUCGAGGCCCCGACGCAAGACCAUGCAAGCUUUGA